AUGCUAGCACCAGCAGGUGUAGACUCAGAGAGCAGCGAUGAAGAUGAAGUAUCACCGAUCACCUCGGCCUCACCAUCCCCUACACGCGCCAAGUUCUCCUUUAAAAGCCUUUUUGUCCCGCCAAAGUUGUCGACGACUCCACCCUUACCGCCCAAAGCAUCAGAAGCAGGUGCCUCCGGCGCGGAUAUUGCCUCAGCUCCUGGUGGUCCAUCCAGCGACUCGACCAUGGAGAAGGAACCUCAUGGACCGCUGCAGAGGCUCAAGCGCAGGGUGCGGAUAUUGGCCAAGGGGGACGAUAAGCCUACUACGAACAAGGGGGAGUCGGUGGUGGAGGAAGCGGCGGCGCAGGUGGAUGAGUCAGCGUUGGCUGGAAAUGGUCAGGGAGGGGUUGAGGAUGAAGAGAAGGAGCCUGCCGCGGUCGAGAUGCUGAGUCUGUUGAGGCAGUUGAUGGCGCAACAGGCGAAGCAGGAGCCUCCUACCAAAAUUGACCCCUUACCAACUCCCACCGCUGAUACGCCUUCUGAUCUCAGUUCAGUAGCUCCGACCGUAGAGCCCAAGAAGGACGCGGCUGCAAAGCUGAAGCCACCUCCCGCACGGCCACCACUCACUCUGCCGCUCAAGACGAACCCCUCCACCCUGUCCGUACCGGCCCAUAACGGUGCAUCCUUACCUACCUUCAACGUCAUCCCGGGAGAUCAUGCUGCUGUAACGCCGGGACUGAACGAUACUUACUUCAACCCGACACACCAUCCCAUUCCUACUCAGCAACCCGCCCAUCCUACUGGACAGCCCAGCGGCAGCGAUCAGCAGGUACCCCCUCAGCAGGUACCCCCUCAGCAGGGAUGGCAGCCUCACCAGCCGUCACCACAGCACUAUCCGGGGUACGGGCCGCCACAGGCGCCUUAUCACAUGGCAAUGCCUCCUCCCAUGUAUCCCCAUCCCUCCGUCCUGCAGCCAUGGCAUCCCAGCAAUCAGCCGCUGUCCCCUCACAUCGGCUAUCAAAACUAUCCGCCCUAUUCGCGGUAUCCGUCCCAGGGCCCGUACUCGAAUCCUCCUCAGACUGCUCCUUUGCCAUUCUCGAACCAGCCUACCUACAACAGCUACACGCCGUAUUCGCCUACAUCGCCAAGCUCGUACCAACAGUAUGCGCCUGGCAGCGCCUAUCCUCCCUCGGGUCCUCGUCCUCUAUGGUCAGCCUUUCCUCUGAAUCAAGACACAGGAGACCCCAACUUACAGCGACCUUACCAUCCGCAGUCGCAGCCGCCUUGGCAAGUAGAUCCAUACAAUCGACCGCCGUGGUCACCAGCUUCGCCACUCGCUAAUCCCUGGCAGCACUUUGAUCCACCUGAUCCUGGCUGGGCCGCUCAGCCAAUUUCCGGCCAGCCUGAGACUCAAGAUGGAAGAGAUGAUGGAGCAAAGGGGCUCAACAGAAACGCCGAUCAACCGCUUCCGAAAGCUGACGAGACUACCCAGAUCGUGCGAUCGACCGCUCUCAGCAACGGCAGUGCAGUCAGGACACCACCCUCCCCGCGGGAGCAGCAAGGUCCGAACGAUCCGUCCAAAUCGGCGAGAACGGCCGCUCAGGCAAUCCCCACGCGUACGGGGGCACCUCCCGAGCGACCCAAGCGGAGGGAGGCGGAAACUGGGCAAGAACGUGCAGGGGAUCCGAUGGUGAAGGAGAGAAGGGCGCCUUCAGCUUCAGAGGGAGCUAUCGUGAGACGAGCUUCUGGUCAGGAUAAGGCCACGCCAGGUGAACGAGCGAAAGAGUCAAGCAGAUCAACGAUCGCCAGCGAAACAAGAUCGACGCGGGCACUCACAUCCUCAAAGCCAGUGCAAGCUGAACCUCGAGAUGAGCCAUUCGCAGGCAUGUUGACGUCUCGCCCCCCGCAGCUAGUCAUUGGACUCGCGAAGACCCUCGCCGCAGGCAAAGACCUUCCCAGCGCGUUUGAGGCGGUGUUGGGCGAUAAGAGGGGAGGAGAGGUCUUCGCGAAAGAGCUCAACAAUGUUGCCGGCUUCAUCGCACACUCCCAUUUAUACCACGGCGAGGUCCCGGAGGGAAAACGGGGCGUAGGGAAAGGAGAGGCGUCAACCCCGAGUCACGGUAUCGUCCAGCUUUUACUCUCGAAUGACAAGCUACAUGAUACGCUACAAGGCUGGCCAAUCGCUGCCUAUCUCACACCCGGAGUCAUCAGUAUCGUCAAGGAUCUAGCGGUCAGAUGGAAGGACGAUGACUUGAGCCUGAAAGUUAUACUCAGGUCCGUCCUGGCAAUACGCCAAGAACUCGAGCACCCGUCAAGACCUCAUCAACUGCCAGCCGGAGGUCUUCUGGACCAGCUCGCGGUGGUACUCAGCAAGCAGCUCAAGCACCAGAGCACGAGUUCUAGGCUCCCAAGCGGUAAACCAGCCCCCGCAUCUACACCGCGACCUCCGGUACCUCAAGCAACUAGUAGGCCAGAACCAGGUCGUCAGCGAUCCACCACUCCGAAGGAUCCUCCGCCCCUGGAGCGCUCAGCGCUCAAGCCCCAACCAAUCACAGCAGCGCAAGAUUCGAGUGAUUCUGCUUACUCUGCUUCGGAACCAGAGUCACCGGGGACGCUCGAGUCGGACGAAGAGGCGGAGAUGAUGCUCGGCAUGGCCGACAGCGGACCGCCUGCUCAGCCCAGGCAGUCAGGAGGACACAGUCAUGAUCGACCUCGAAGGGAGCAGGUCCAGGCGGCAAAAGAGGUCUUGAUGCGAUAA
Dioszegia hungarica is the source of this 2739-nucleotide messenger RNA. RefSeq lists its product as uncharacterized. The transcript has 5 exons. Lineage: Eukaryota; Fungi; Basidiomycota; Tremellomycetes; Tremellales; Bulleribasidiaceae. The coding region runs from base 1 to 2739 and encodes 912 amino acids. The record is from RefSeq and is a predicted model, not a curated record.